Molecule: messenger RNA, 396 nt
Organism: Penicillium soppii
Lineage: Eukaryota; Fungi; Ascomycota; Eurotiomycetes; Eurotiales; Aspergillaceae
Product: cupin domain-containing protein
Exons: 1
Coding region: 1-396 (131 amino acids)
Source: RefSeq, a predicted model, not a curated record
AUGCCGGAGUCAAUCGUGAUCAGAAACGGCUACGACGAAGCUUCUAAAUGCAUCAAGCCAACCGAAACCUUCACAGGCCACGUCUACCUCGAUCCCAUCCAUUUCGACGCCAAUACAUCGAUUGCAAAUGUUACGUUCACGCCUUGUGCUCGCACACACUGGCACACUCACGAGAAAGGCCAACUGAUCAGAGUCGUUGCGGGAAACGGUUGGGUUUGCGAUAAGGGCGGGGUUCCGCAGCGUUUAAGAACUGGUGAUGUUGUCUGGGCUCAGGCGGGAACAACCCAUUGGCAUGGUGCGGAUGAUAACAGUAUCAUGACACACUUCGUCGUUGGACUAGGCAGUGUUGAUUGGCACGACGCUGUCACUGAAGAAGAGUAUGCACAGAAGAGAUAG